Messenger RNA from Contarinia nasturtii (swede midge), 2553 nucleotides. Its product is annotated as inner centromere protein-like. Gene Ontology annotation, biological process: positive regulation of protein serine/threonine kinase activity; meiotic chromosome segregation; meiotic spindle midzone assembly. Bases 224 to 2446 code for a protein of 740 amino acids. The record is from RefSeq and is a predicted model, not a curated record. The transcript has 11 exons. Gene Ontology annotation, cellular component: meiotic spindle midzone; kinetochore; chromosome, centromeric region. NCBI's taxonomy places the organism in Eukaryota, Metazoa, Arthropoda, Insecta, Diptera, Cecidomyiidae. Gene Ontology annotation, molecular function: protein serine/threonine kinase activator activity.
AUUCGACUGGUCACAAACAAGCUCAGUUGUUCAGCUGUGUGAAAAAUAGUGCAUUACCUUAAAUAUUAUAUUAUUUGGUUAAAUUGUUGGUUAUUUGUUAGUGUAAAUUGUGGAAAAUCAUUUUCCAAAAAAAAAUCAAAACAGAAAAUUGUUGAAUUGAUUAUAAAAUAUACAAUAAAAUAAGUAGACGGAAAGUUUUUUUUAAAAAUAAAACAACAAGACAAUGGAGUCGUUUCCAAAUGAUAUCCAUGCGAUAUUAAAAGAGCUAAGCCAAUCCGAACAAGGCCAAGAUGAAUUAAUAUCGAGUUUCAAAAAAGGAAUAGACGAUGUUAUACAAAAGUAUGUCCUAUCCAAAAGUACUCCAGUCAAGCCUAGUAAGAAAAAGGCCAAGGGUCGGGUAGAGAAAGUAGAUAGUCAAGAGGACAGUUUUUCGUCAACAAAUUCGUCGAGAACGACAGCAUUGAAUGGUCAUCAAUCUGGCGAAGAUGAGCCAUUAUUGAUGCGGCCUGUUCGUACAGGUCGUGCCAAACAACCAACAUCUUACAAAGAGCCGCCAUUGAAUGUAAAAAUGCGUCGAGAUGGUACAAUGACUGUUGUGAAUGUUAAAGUUGAACGAAUGUCAACGGAUGCAAAAGCAGAAGAAUCAAGAGCCACUCUCACUGCAACGACUGCCAAUGAAUCGGUGCGUCCGGUUCGAAUUAAAAAGGAGAAGAUCGACGGUACAAGUGUAUCAAAAUUGGACAAAACGAGCCGCUCCGAAACAAAUGUAACAAAGAAAAAAUCAAAUGAUUCAAACGAUUCGUUAGAGAUAGUGCCAAUGGAAACUAAUCCAACUAUCGAAUUGUCUGACGAUGAAAAUGGAAAUGAUGGCAAUAAGAUGCCACCUCCAGCAUUUGUUCCACCAAUCAAACCAACAAAAGAAAAGAAACCGCCCGCGGAAAAGAAAAUUCGAUCAACACGAUCCAAACAACCGAAACGCAAGAUUAAACAAGAGCCAGUAUCAGAAAGUGAAGAUGAGGCCACACCCAGUACCAGCAAUGUUGCCAAUGUGGCUAGUACCAGUAGCACAGUGUCUGAAGAAAAAUCGGUUCGACCAAGUAGAAAUGCCGCUGAUAAAUCCAAAGCAAAUCGUGUGCUUAACACUAGUGGUGAAUCAUUGUAUGAAGAUGCCAUGUCACAGCCUACUACUAACACAACAACUGCACAGCCACUAUCACAACAGUGUGAUGCAACAUUUGUAACAACAGUUGACGAUACUGAAAAGGAACAAUUGUCACCACGUGGAACGUAUAUUAUACCAAAAGGAACUGGUGACACCAAUGGUCCAAAUGGAACGUUCAAUGUUGAACAAACAGCAACUACCUCGAAUCGUGUCGUUAACAAUCAAACUAUUGUGGUUGGAUCAAAAGCGACAACAGGUGCAAAAGUCUCUGGCAGCAGUUUAAUGACAGAAGAUGAUUCAGAUUCAGAUAGUGGCGUUCGAAAAUACGGAAAGAAAGAUGCCAAGGAUCAAGGAUCAAAGAAAAAUGCCAAGGAACAAGGAUUAUUCGUUCCAAUCAAACAACGUGUUGAGACAUUCGAAAAGUUGCAAACCCCGCUAAAAGAAACUCGCACCAGGGCAAGAGCUGUGGAAUCCGAUAGAUCAAAAAUGGCACACGGCUCAUUAUUCUCAAAGAAUACCCCAUCCGAACAAGCAGGCAAACAUGCUCGUGCCAAUUCGGCUACUCGAGGUGCCCAAAUUAUAAAACCAGCAUUGACAAAAUCCCAAAGUGUUGAAGAGAUUCGCAAAAAAACAAUUGCUGCUGCUGCAAGUGAAAAAAAGAAAAAUCAAGAUGAUAAACUAAGAAAAGCUGCACAAGCAAGAGAAGCACAAGAUAGAGAAAAGGCCGAAAAACAACGAAAAUUAUUACUUGAGAAGGAAAUGCGAGCUAAAGAAAAAGCACAGCAAAAGCAAAUGGAAGAAAUGCAGAAGCAGCAAGAGCAAAAGCGUAGAGAAGCUGAACGUGAAAAGAAACGACUUGAGAUACAAAUGGCAAAGAAAGCAGCGGCUGAUAAGAAAGAGCAUGAACAUUACCUAAAGGUGUUGGCCGAGAAGAAAAUCAUGCAAGAAAAACUUAAACAGAAUAAAUUACAGGCUGAAGAGCAACGAAAGAAAAAUCCAUAUAAUUUCGAUAUGUUGGAUAGCGGUGACUCAACAGACGACGAAGGAAAAACAUCGAACAAACGACCAUUGCCACCGCCAUGGAGUACGUCAAAUAAUCGUUAUGGUUAUGUAAUGGCUCAAGCACGAGUUAGCACUAAAGUUACGGACAAAUUCUUCUCAGUGGCACCGCAUGAAGUCGAUUUACGUGAGAUUUUCCCAAAAAUUGACGAAAAGCAUUUGCGCAGAAAUUCGAGUGCCGUUUGGAAUUCACCGCCUCGCUAUUCUCUAUUGCCAAAAUAUUAAUUCAUUCAUUUUUUUUCCAAGUUCACAGAUUCAAUUGUAUUUUAUUACAAGGAUCAAUGAAUUCGAUAUAAUUUUCAAAAUAAAACACAUCAAUUUAUACUUUUUUU